AUGGCAGACAACGCGAAAAGAUUUUUAGCUUUGUUAAACGGGCUGGCAAAAAGGAACUAUUAUGGACAGACAGAAUUAACAGACGAUGUGUUGAAAGAAGAAGUUUAUCCUGAUAUUUCACAGGAAGACUUUGGUAGGAUUAACUCAAGGACUGCUGGAUUAUUAAAGAGUCUGGUUUCAGCUGAUAUGGAUUUGACCCAACUGGAGGCAUUUCUGACAGCACAGAUGAAGCGUAAAGAUGGGGCAUUAACAGAAGAUCAAGCAGCUGCAGUCAGAAAAUUUUGGAAGGCAAACAAAACGAAAAUUCAUGAUAAAAUUGUGUCUCAGACUAUGUGGGGAAACAGUCUACAGAAAGUUUCUUGGCGUGUUGACCUCAAGUCUCAGUCUCGAACUGUUGAACAAUUAAAUGCUCCUACUGCGAUCAUGGAAUUGCAUAUUGCUGACAAUAUCAACAAAGCAAAGGGAUCUGAAGUUGUGAGAUUUGAGCUUGAUGAAACAAAGGUGGCAGAAUUGCUACACACCAUGCAGGAGAUUGAUACACAGAUAAACAGCUACAUCAAAACAUAA
Messenger RNA from Candidula unifasciata, 567 nucleotides. Lineage: Eukaryota; Metazoa; Mollusca; Gastropoda; Stylommatophora; Geomitridae. The record is from the annotation of a GenBank genome assembly.